GUUGUGCGUUCGCAAACUCAGUUCGAGAAAAUAAUUACAAGUGAUUAAUUAUAGAGCAUAAUUUGCUUCAAGUUUUCAGUUUUUGGGAAAGGCAAGAAAAUAAAAUUAAAAACAAAAUGAAAUUCUACGUUUGUGUUGUUGCUGCUUUUGUGUUUGUUUUCGCCAGUUUGUGCGCUGUGAGCGAUGCCCUGGUGGCACGCGCCCAAUACAAAAAUUCAGCCUACCCCGGCAAAUGCUACAUCAGCAGCGAACUCAUACUGUCGCCCGGUCAAACCGGCAAGGCGCCGAACAAUCCCUGCGCAAGCAUCAAGUGCUUGGACAGCGGAAAUGUCGAGUUUACAACCUGCCCCGCUGUGGCGCCACCAAAAGGCUGCAAGCAACGUGACUUCGUCAACGCCAAGCGACCAUAUCCCGAUUGCUGUGAACGUGCCUACGAUUGUACGCGCAGCUUUUAAGCGCCGAAGUGCAAGUACAAAGAGGAGCAGGAGAACAAAAGGAAACACGAAAAAAAUUAAACUAAAAAAAAUUAUAAUAAUAAAAUUUAGUAAAAUAUAAAUCAUCAAACUACGAAGCGCAUUAAACACAAUCGUAAAUCUCGCAUUGUGUAAACCAUGAAUAGGAAGUAUAAGACAAGGAAGAAGAAAAAGAAAACCCCCAUUGUCAAUCGUAUCAUCGUCGCCAUCAUUCAACGGCACUCACAACACUACAUACUGUCAACAACGUCAUUUAGCCAUUUAGCCAUUUUUCUGUGCUUCCUCAUUGCCGUCGUCCAUUCUUGCGUUGAGUUGAGUUCAGCUAAGGUGUGUGCGUACGCAACACGCCCUGCCUUGAUCGGCGCCAGAACAACGCACGUAUACCAACUACAACACUUCAGUCCAUACAAUCUCAAACACACCCAUCUAAACGCACACAUACAUACAUACAUGCAUACUGCGCAUGCGCAUCCAUUUAUGUAGACACACACACCCAAACUCACACAUUUACUAAAGUACAACGUACGUCGAACUACACCGGCUCCAGCUGCAGCUACCAACUGAACUGCUUUGUUUACGUUGGCGCAGAUGUCUGUCUGUCUGCAGCCCAGCCCAGCGCAGCCCGGGUCAGUCAGCUUAGUCAGCUUGUUGGUACUCAGCCCAGCUGAGCCGGCUGGAGAACCAGCAUUAUCCCUGCCAUUCGUUUCUAGUGACUUCCGUGGCGAUUUAUAGGCAAUUAAAUGUCAGUUUAACUGCGCAGUCACCAGUCACUUUACUAGAAAUAAUUUAAGAAAAAUAAUGUUUUAGUUUCUUUUCAUUUUUGUUUCGUUGCUACUCAGUUUUAUUUAAUCAAAAAAAGUACUCAUCUUGCAUUCUUUGGUUACGGUGUUUUAGUUUUUUUUUAUUUAAAU
Ceratitis capitata (Mediterranean fruit fly) is the source of this 1384-nucleotide messenger RNA. RefSeq lists its product as hypothetical. NCBI's taxonomy places the organism in Eukaryota, Metazoa, Arthropoda, Insecta, Diptera, Tephritidae. The record is from RefSeq and is a predicted model, not a curated record. Bases 117 to 455 code for a protein of 112 amino acids. The transcript has 3 exons.